GGCGGAGGAGCGAGCCGUGCGGCCAGAGCGGGAAAGAGAGUCUUCUCUGCGUCCGAGUUCUGGAGCCGCCGCACCCCGGCUCCUGGGGCUGCAGCGGGAACUCGGAGGGGCCGGGCUUCCGUUGCCUCCCGGGUCCCCUCGUAGAAGCCCGCGGGAUCGGAAAGCGAGAAGAUGGAGGAGGGCGGCAGCGGCGGCGGCGCUGCGGGGACCAGCGGGGACAGCGGCGCCGCGGGAGAGCAGCUCCUCACUGUCAAGCACGAGCUGCGGACGGCAAAUUUAACAGGACAUGCAGAGAAAGUGGGGAUUGAAAAUUUUGAGCUCCUGAAGGUCCUAGGAACUGGAGCAUAUGGAAAAGUAUUUCUCGUCCGUAAAGUCAGUGGGCACGACGCUGGAAAGCUGUAUGCCAUGAAGGUUUUGAAAAAGGCAACGAUCGUGCAGAAGGCCAAAACCACAGAGCACACGCGGACGGAGCGGCAGGUCCUGGAGCACAUCCGGCAGUCGCCGUUUCUGGUGACGUUGCACUAUGCCUUCCAGACGGAAACCAAGCUUCAUCUCAUCUUAGAUUAUAUAAAUGGUGGAGAACUUUUUACUCAUCUUUCUCAAAGAGAGCGAUUCACAGAGCACGAGGUGCAGAUCUAUAUUGGAGAGAUUGUGCUCGCCCUCGAACACCUCCACAAGGCUGAAAGAGCAUAUUCCUUUUGUGGCACUAUUGAAUACAUGGCACCAGAUAUUGUCAGAGGGGGAGAUUCGGGACAUGACAAGGCAGUUGACUGGUGGAGUCUGGGUGUUUUGAUGUAUGAACUGCUAACGGGAGCGUCUCCUUUCACUGUUGAUGGGGAGAAGAAUUCUCAAGCUGAGAUAUCUAGGAGAAUAUUAAAAAGUGAGCCUCCGUAUCCCCAAGAUAUGAGUGCUUUAGCUAAAGACCUAAUUCAGCGCCUUUUGAUGAAAGAUCCCAAGAAAAGAUUGGGAUGUGGUCCGCGUGAUGCAGAUGAGAUCAAAGAACAUCUCUUUUUUCAGAAAAUAAAUUGGGAUGACUUAGCUGCCAAAAAAGUGCCCGCACCAUUUAGGCCAGUCAUCCGAGAUGAGUUAGAUGUGAGCAACUUCGCGGAGGAGUUCACGGAGAUGGAUCCCACCUACUCCCCCGCCGCGCUGCCCCAGAACUCGGAGAGGCUGUUCCAGGGCUAUUCCUUUGUUGCCCCUUCUAUCCUGUUCAAGCGCAACGCGGCUGUCCUAGAUCCUCUUCAGCUGCACAUGGAGGUUGAACGACCUGGAGUGACAAACGUUGCCAGGAGUGCAAUGACGAAGGACUCUCCGUUCUAUCAACACUAUGACCUAGAUCUGAAAGACAAACCACUGGGAGAAGGAAGUUUUUCAAUUUGUCGAAAGUGCAUACACAAAAAAAGUAACCAAGCAUUCGCAGUCAAAAUAAUCAGCAAAAGGAUGGAAGCCAACACCCAGAAAGAAAUAACAGCGCUGAAACUCUGUGAAGGACACCCUAACAUCGUGAGAUUGCAUGAAGUUUUCCACGAUCAGCUUCACACUUUUCUAGUGAUGGAACUUCUGAAUGGGGGAGAGCUGUUCGAACGCAUUAAGAAAAAGAAGCAUUUCAGCGAGACCGAAGCCAGCUACAUCAUGCGGAAGCUCGUGUCAGCCGUGAGCCACAUGCACGACGUCGGCGUGGUGCACAGGGAUCUGAAACCCGAGAAUUUAUUAUUCACUGAUGAAAAUGACAACUUGGAAAUUAAAGUAAUUGAUUUCGGGUUUGCACGCUUAAAGCCGCCUGAUAACCAGCCUCUCAAGACUCCGUGCUUCACUCUCCAUUACGCGGCCCCGGAGCUGCUGAACCACAACGGCUACGACGAGUCCUGCGACCUCUGGAGCUUGGGCGUCAUUCUGUAUACAAUGUUGUCCGGGCAAGUUCCAUUCCAAUCUCAAGACAAAAGUUUGACGUGUACCAGUGCAGUGGAAAUCAUGAAGAAAAUUAAAAAGGGAGAUUUCUCCUUUGAAGGAGAAGCCUGGAAGAAUGUAUCCCAGGAGGCUAAAGAUUUGAUCCAAGGCCUUCUCACAGUAGAUCCAAAUAAAAGGCUUAAAAUGUCUGGCUUGAGAUACAAUGAAUGGCUUCAGGAUGGCAGCCAGCUGUCCUCCAACCCUCUGAUGACGCCCGACGUGCUGGGCUCUUCGGGAGCCGCUGUGCACACCUGCGUGAAAGCCACCUUCCACGCCUUUAACAAAUACAAGAGAGAGGGGUUUUGCCUUCAGAAUGUCGACAAGGCCCCUCUGGCCAAGAGGAGGAAGAUGAAGAAGACCAGCACCAGCACCGAGACGCGCAGCAGCUCCAGCGAGAGCUCCCACUCCUCGUCCUCCCACUCCCACGGGAAAACCACACCCACCAAGACGCUGCAGCCCAGCAACCCCGCCGAUGGCAGUAACCCCGAGACCCUCUUCCAGUUCUCCGACUGAGCCACCGGCGUGGCAGGACGUGGCCCGUGAGCCUGGCCCCUCGGCCCCUCAGCAGAUGCCUGAGGUGAGGUGUGGGGAGUCAGACUGUCUACUUUAAGAAAACAAAAUAUCCUGAAUGAGCCAAAAACAAAACCCACAAAUGAAAAAACAAGUCCCACUGGUCUCGUUGAAUUCUGCCACUUAGGGAAUUUUUCCGGAAAACCCAUUGGUUAUCCUUGUCCGAGAGCACUGGCCGGAGAAUGUUACUGUGAAGGAAGCACUUGUUACACAGUGUAGCGACCAGCGGAUGCCAGCAGGACGAUUCUGGAGAGAACGGCUCCUGCAGAGUUAAUGAGGGACUGGGUGGAUAUGAACUGCUUACAAAGUAAGUCGCAGGCUUUUCAGAUGUCUGCCUGCAAGAGCUACCCCUGCUGUGAGGAUGACACCUUUCGCUUCCCCUUGCAGAUAAUGUGGGUUUUUAAGAGAUUUGCACCCUCUGAACAGUGAAUUAUCAGAGAAAAAUGUCUGUUUUCAAAAAGAUUCUGUAAUGAAUUUUAUGUGUGGCAUAGACUUACUUCUUGAGAGAGGAUUUUAACUUAUUGUUUUUAUUUUAUGGUUACAUAUGAUGAUAACCUGCUAUUAUUCGUCUUUUUCAAAAAAGUAAAAGAAAAGCUAUAAGGACGUCGGGUCCCGGGCUCUGUAUCUGGGACCCAGCUGAGCUGCAUGCUAAGCUACAUACGAUUUUCAUGUUGCACUGCUCUUUCCUGGCGGUUUGUUUCAACCGUGUUGCAAACAUUAAGGUACAUGUCUCUGUUUUAAGUAAAAUUGCACUUUAUAAAAGAAUAUGAAUAAAGCAGCUUGUUUUAUAAAGUGCACUGGUUAAAGCAUAUGUACUGUAUUUUUGCCAUUUUUUCCAUUAUCUACUUUAAAUCUGCCCUCGCAGCCCCUUCUACUUUGUUUGCGACAAGUAGAACGGGCCGCGUGGCCCCACGUCGCCAUGAGCCGCUGCGGCCCCAUGUGAGGAAACCGAAGGGAAACCUACUCAACACUGUGCUUCACAUUUGUACACUGUGUUGUGCUGCAGAGAGACAUCGCCUCCUGCAGCCGGAUAUCAUGUACAUAAUAUUUUAGAAUCGUAACUAUGACCUAUUUGGAAAUUUUCCUGUUAAAUUUUAAAUCCAGAAGGCCUAUUUUAUAAACUUAUGCAGAGCACUUUUACUGCUCAGAAGUUCUGAAUUCAUACAGAAAACAAGUGCUACGUGAUGAAGACAUUUCACCGAGAGAUGCUGCAUUUACACACAUGAUGAAUUCAUUUCCUAUGCAAAAAAGAAGUGGGAGAGUCUGUAUGCGAUAUUUUCCUUUCAAGCCAUCACACGAAAUGUUAGAACUGAGAAAGGGGAUCUUUCCUAUGUUUACAGGAAUCAUGUUUAAAAAGAAAAUGCCCGACGUGUGUAUUUUGUUUUUGUUAAUGGUAACUCUGGAGCAUUAGUUUGGAAUUCGGGUGUGAUAUUUAUUUAUUCAUUUCUUGAGAUAAUGCAGCAUUAAUUUCAACCAGUUAGGAAUACUAAAAAUAUUGCACUCUAUGUAAUAGUAGUAUAUUUAUUGCUA
Molossus molossus (Pallas's mastiff bat) is the source of this 4047-nucleotide messenger RNA. RefSeq names its product ribosomal protein S6 kinase A5 (gene RPS6KA5). Gene Ontology annotation, biological process: intracellular signal transduction; protein phosphorylation; regulation of DNA-templated transcription. NCBI's taxonomy places the organism in Eukaryota, Metazoa, Chordata, Mammalia, Chiroptera, Molossidae. The transcript has 16 exons. Gene Ontology annotation, molecular function: ATP binding; magnesium ion binding; protein serine/threonine kinase activity. The record is from RefSeq and is a predicted model, not a curated record. Bases 172 to 2460 code for a protein of 762 amino acids.